Molecule: messenger RNA, 1979 nt
Organism: Syngnathus typhle (broad-nosed pipefish)
Lineage: Eukaryota; Metazoa; Chordata; Actinopteri; Syngnathiformes; Syngnathidae
Gene: ltap1
Product: linkage group 10 C1orf43 homolog
Exons: 7
Coding region: 200-967 (255 amino acids)
Biological process (GO): phagocytosis
Source: RefSeq, a predicted model, not a curated record
GCGUCACGUGACCAAACACGGAAGUCAAUAAACUCGACGGCGACAUGUAACUUUUCAAACCACUAACGCCGCUCCGAGCCUUAACUUUUUUUAAAAGCACAUUUUAACGUGCUUCGUCCUUGAAAAACGACCUAUUAGCAAACGCUUAUAUGUCCCUUUACAGGUUUUUUUGUUACGUCGCUUUGAGUCAAAGAGUAAAAUGUGGAAAGAAUCGCCUUUAUCGAGCAUCAACGUCGUGCUCGUCAUGGCCUUUGGUAGUCUGGUCUUUGUCUUGCUGUUCAUCUUUGUGAAAAGACAAAUUAUGAGACUAGCCAUGAAAUCUCGACGGGGACCCCACGCUCCCAUCGGACACAAUGCUCCAAAGGAGCUCAGGCAAAAAAUUGAAGACAAACUGUGCCUAGUCCAGAAAAUCCACUAUGAGCCUCGGCUGCUGUCUGCAGAGGAUGAGCGGCUAAAGUCAGGUGGCUGUGAGUACCAGUACAGGAUGCGAGCACUGGAUGCCAUCAGAGACACAGAUUUCCCUUUUUAUGAUCUGGGCGGAUCCUCCAGCGCCGUGACAGGAAAACGAUUCCGAACUUGGCUUCUGCAGCUUAAAACUUCACAUUGCCUCUUCAGGGACGGCCAGAAGGGUCUAAUUGACACGGUGCUAGACGGCUACCAUAAAGCACGCCACGGGGACGAGGCUUUCGGAGAAGCCGAACUCAGUAAAUAUCAGGAGGCUCUCACUGAACUGGCUUGUGUCGUGAAAAGCCAGAGCAGAAGCAGUAGCAAUAGCAGCACUACGAGCCAGCACCACCAGAGCGCCGCCAAGGACUUGACCGCCUCUUCUGCUGAGCCCCCAAGCUCCUCCCCGUCGUCGCGGGCCCAGCUCACGUCGGCGGCCCAGCAGCGCAUCAAGCGGACCCGAAAUCUACUGGAGCUUAAGAACUUUAAGGAUAAGUACAACACACUGGACAGCACUUUGUGAGAUGAGUUGGGUAGCGAGGAGGUGGUGCCACCUAGAGGCUUUUCAUAAUGCUUACAUGAACCGUCCAUUUUCUGUAAGCAGGGGUUCUCAAACUUUUUAGGUCCAGGGAGCUUUUUCUUCCACGUAAAUGUCGAUUAAAUGUUACUAACUUGUGCCAUUAAAUGCCAAAACAAUUCAAAACGGUAAUAGUUUUGUUUUGAAUCUAAAACCAGUGUUCUCAACUGGAACCCACCACAGAUGGAUUUGGGCGGCUUUUGUAUCUUAAAAUAAUAGUAAUCUAACACAGAGGUCCGUCCGCGGGUCACUUGGUACUGGGCCGCCAAGCCGCACAGGAAAAAAAAAAAAAAAUUAUCAACGAUCAAUUGAUUCAGGUCAAGACACUCAUCCCGGUCACGUGACAAGUUUCCCCAGUCGAGCCUGCAAAGCUAGCAAAAAUGAGUACGAAUUUAUUUUGAAAAAUACAUAUCAUGAUUGUUAUAGAAUGUUUUCAAGAUUCAGCUUUAUUUUUGAAUUACAGCAUGAUGUUGAUCUUCGCAACAUACUUUUCUCCCCCCUUCAAAUAAUCUGCAACUUUGAUACUUCUCACUUGCCUUAUUAUUGCAAGCAUCAGGGCUGCGUUAUGCAUUCAUGGAGUUGACUUGACCAAAAUAAGAGCCAUGACGCCAUGUGAGAAAGAUAAGACAAUCAGUAUUUAUAGCACAAGUGUCAAAAAUAAGACCGUAAGUAAAGUUUAUUAUCAGCUACCAGUGUUAAAUCACAUUUGAUGAAACAUGUGCACUUAUUUUUUGCAUUGCUUUUUGGUGAAGCCUUAGUUAUGAUUUACAGAAGCCAUAUUUUGAUACUUUCACUACUUCAGUGCAAUUAUAUUUGAUUCCAGUGAAUUAAUUUAUUCUGAAUGUAAUUUGUUUUUCAGACAUCUGUUACUGGGUUUGAUCCCAGAAUGCUACUGUAACGUCUGAACGACUUGAUUGUAAUCACUGUAUAAUUUGCUAAAUAACACUGUGACUUAAAA